This is a messenger RNA of Strongylocentrotus purpuratus (purple sea urchin), 2272 nucleotides long. RefSeq names its product probable dolichyl pyrophosphate Glc1Man9GlcNAc2 alpha-1,3-glucosyltransferase (gene alg8). The transcript has 12 exons. The coding region runs from base 17 to 1606 and encodes 529 amino acids. NCBI's taxonomy places the organism in Eukaryota, Metazoa, Echinodermata, Echinoidea, Camarodonta, Strongylocentrotidae. Gene Ontology annotation, molecular function: dolichyl pyrophosphate Glc1Man9GlcNAc2 alpha-1,3-glucosyltransferase activity. Gene Ontology annotation, cellular component: endoplasmic reticulum membrane. The record is from RefSeq and is a predicted model, not a curated record. Gene Ontology annotation, biological process: protein N-linked glycosylation.
GAGACAUUUCAUCAAAAUGGCAGCCUACAUCUGGGUAGUCGUGGCGUGUUUAUCAACACUGAAAUGUCUGCUUAUUCCGUCAUAUCGAUCAACUGAUUUUGAAGUGCAUCGUAACUGGCUAGCCAUCACACACAGCCUUCCCAUUUCCAAAUGGUAUUUUGAAGACACUUCGGAAUGGACCCUGGAUUACCCACCAUUCUUUGCGUGGUUUGAGUACCUCCUGUCACAGAUCGCAGUGCUCUUUGACCCCGAGAUGCUAAAGGUCAAUAACCUUGGCUAUGCCUCGUCGGCCACUAUCCUGUUUCAGCGUCUCUCUGUCAUCGUAACGGAUCUCGUCCUGGCUUAUGCAGUCAAAGAAUUUUGCCUAACUCUACCCAAGCCGCGGGAGGACGGUGUACGGGGGUGGUCUCAGCCCGGCUUCACUCUCUCCAUCCUCCUCGUCGCUAACUUUGGUCUUCUCAUCAUUGAUCACAUUCAUUUUCAGUACAAUGGCUUUCUCUUUGGGUUAAUGCUGUUAUCCAUCACAAGGAUAUGCCAGGAUCGAACACUAGAGGGAGCUUUUUGGUUUGCUGUGCUGCUGAACUUCAAGCACAUCUAUAUCUACGUGGCUCCGGCAUACUUUGUCUAUCUUCUGAGGACAUACUGUUUUACUGCGUCAAACAAAAAUGGCGGUGUAAAAUGGACAAGUUUUUCUCCUGUGAGAUUUCUCUGUUUAGGUGUCCUGGUGAUAUCGGUGUGUGCCUUGUCUUUCGGUCCAUUCAUUGCUAUGGAUCAGCUCCCUCAGGUCCUCUCCCGGUUGUUCCCAUUCAAGCGGGGUCUCUGCCACGCCUACUGGGCACCCAACUUCUGGGCCCUCUACAACGUGGCCGACAAGGCCCUGACCGUUGUAGGUGUCAAGACUGGAGUGGUCUCUGGCGAUGUCCUCAAGCACAAGGCGUCCAUGACAGCGGGUCUGGUGCAGGAGUUUGAACACACGGUUCUACCCUCAGUCCCACCUAUAGCCACUUUUGCGCUGACAGGGCUUACAAUGUUGCCGUCCUUGCUGCAUCUAUGGCGGUACCCAGGUGGUCCUAAAGGCUUCAUCCGUUCUAUCACAUUAUGUGCCUUCAGUUCAUUCAUCUUCGGCUGGCACGUCCAUGAAAAAGCUGUCCUGCUAAUGAUUGUGCCCCUCAGUUUACUAGCUGUACAAAGCUUUAAAGAUGCUCAGGUCUUCCUUCUAUUAUCUACUGUGGGACAUUUUUCACUCUUCCCUCUUCUGUUUACACCAGCUGAAACACCCAUCAAAGUCUGUCUGAUGAUAGCAUAUACCAGCUUCUGCUUUGUGAGCAUGGACUCUUGUUACAGACCCAUCAACUACACGUUCUCCCUUCCACACCUCCCCUUGCUGAAUCCCAUUGACACCAUGUACAUUGUGGGGCUGGUCCCCCUGUACGUUUACUGCGACAUUAUACACCCUAUAUUGGGGCUGUCACAAACACUGGCAUUCCUCCCUCUGUUACUGAUGUCCGUUUAUUGCUCCGUAGGUGUAAUAUACUCAUGGCUGCGACUAUACUGGACUACACUCAAGAGAGGGGGUACGAAAGUAGAACAUAGCAAGCAAGAAUAGAUUCAAGUCAAUUUGAUAAAACACUAUUUGAUACAAAUUUAUGUGGUGAAGGUACUUAUAUUUGUAGCUUACUCUUUUUCCUUUGUUUCUUUGAACCCUCAACUUUGAUAGAUUUUAUAAAGUAGAGGCAAUUUCUACAUAAAACAAGAAUACUUCUCGUUUCUCUAUGGGUACUUCUCGUUUCUCUAUCAUUCCAAAUUUACAUUGAAUUGCCAUCUUCUUGCAAUGUUAAAAAAUUAUGUUUGAUUUGAUAUUACAGUACAUAAAUAUAGAUGUUUAUUAUCUUCCAAAGAUGCGACUCGUCGAGGCCAUGCAAGAUAGUUUGACAAGAAUCAUUUAAAAAAGCUUCAGAUAUGUUUUGCUUUCAUUCUGAUGAUCAAAAAGAGUUUUUGUUAUUAUAUAGAAUACCCACCAAAAAUUAUUGACAAAUAUCAUGGAUUAUUACUAAAAAAAUAUAUGGAACGAUUCUGCAAUAAAUAGGAGAACUUAGAUUUGAAUUCCAAAGGUUAGGGGAGCAUAAGCCAACUGUGCCACUUGCUGUGCCACAUGUAACAUGCACAAUGCAAAUUACUGUUGUUUUGUAAAUUCAAAUUAUCUUUUAAUCAUGUCAUGUCAUGUUACUGGUCUGAUAUUUCACAAAGCAAUAAAUAAAUACUAGUUUCAAAA